AUGGCUAAAAUGAUUUCAGCCAGGAUGAAGCCACUCAUGGAUGAUAUUAUUUCUGAUACACAGAGUGCAUUUAUACCUGACAGAUUGAUUACAGAUAAUAUUUUGAUAGCGGCAGAGGUUGGCCACUUUCUGAACAGAAAACAAUGUGGAAAGGUGGGAUGGGGUGCUUUAAAGCUGGAUAUGGCGAAAGCGUAUGAUCGUAUGGAAUGGCCUUUCCUACGAAACAUGUUAACAGCUUUGGGCUUUAGUAAUAUAUGGGUGGAGUUAAUCAUGUUAUGUGUGACUACUGUGUCAUAUAAUAUCAAACUGAAUGGAACCCGAGGUUUGCCAAUCAUCCCAUCUCGCGGACUCAGGCAGGGAGACCCAUUAUCCCCGUAUCUAUUUAUUAUCUGUGCAGAGGGACUAUCUUUAUUGCUACAACAGGCACAGAUUCAGGGAGCAAUUCAUGGGUGUAGAGUUGCAAGGGGUGCACCUUCUAUUUCACAUCUAUUCUUUGCUGAUGACAGCCUACUAUUUUUUAAAGCAAAUGUGCAGGAAGCAAGUGCGAUAAAGCAGUGUUUGACACGGUAUGAAAAUUUAUCUGGCCAAGUGGUAAAUUAUCAUAAGUCCAGCAUAUGUUAUAGCAAGAACACACAGGAUGAUAGUAGGGAGGAAGUGGCGCAGAUACUGGGGGUUACUCAGGCACCAAACUUUGGAAAAUAUUUGGGACUACCCUCAUUUGUAGGGAGAAAUAAAAAAGCAGCAUUUUCAUAUAUUGAGGAUAAGAUAAGGCAAAGAAUCCUAUCUUGGAAUAAGAAAUUGUUAUCGCAAGCUGGUAAGGAAAUCUUGUUGAAAAGUGUGGCUCAGGCAAUGCCCACCUUUUCAAUGAGUGUCUUUUUAUUACCUAUGGGGAUUUGCACAGCUAUUGAGCGAACAAUGAACCGGUAUUGGUGGGGAUCUGGGAAUGAACGAGGAAUCCAUUGGAAGGCAUGGGACAAAUUGUGUAUACCAAAAAAGUAUGGUGGCUUGGGUUUUAAAGAACUGCACACAUUUAAUAUAGCAAUGCUGGGCAAACAGGCAUGGCGCUUGUUAACAAAACCUGACUCUCUGGUCUCACGAGUUUACAGAGCGAGAUAUUACCCAAAAGGGACCUUUUAUGAUGCCAAAGUAGGAAAUAACCCCAGUUUCUGUUGGCGUAGUAUAAUGGCAGCUCAGAGCAUGAUUUGUAGCGGAACGAGGCGCAGAAUUGGAAAUGGAAAGACAACUCUAAUCUGGGACCACCCAUGGUUACAAGAUGAACACGACCCAAUGGUUCAUACUGAUAAGCCCCCAUAUUUAAAUAAUGCAGCAGUGUUGGGAUUAAUUGAUCAUGAGACACAAACCUGGGAUCCGGAUAUUUUGGCAGAUAUUUUUAUUCCUACGGAUGUGGCUAGGAUAAAAAGGAUUCCAGUAUCACCGGACUAUGAGGAUAUGUGGUAUUGGCAUGGUGAUCAGGGAGGUAAUUAUACUGUUAAGAGUGGCUACAAAGCAGUUGUGGGAGAUCUCAAUGAUAAUACAGACACGCAUAAUUGGUUACGCCUAUGGAAAUUAAAAGUUCCCCCCAAAUGGAAGACAUUCUUGUGGAAGGCUUUGAGUGGUAUCCUCCCUACUACAACGAAUUUGAUUAUAAAGAGGGUGGAAAUCCAACCAAUACGUGCUAUGUGUGGAAUAAUGGAUGAAGACACAAUGCAUGCUUUAGUAACAUGUGGUUAUGCAAGUUCCAUUUGGGCUCAAUCUCACCUUCCAAUCCCCAUGAUAGCAACAAAUGUUUUUCAUACUUGGUUUAGUGAGCUAUUAAAUAUUUUAGACACUAACCAAAUUGUUCACGCAGCUGCAAUAUUAUAUCAUAUUUGGAGAGCCAGGAACGGAGCGGUAUGGGACGCGUGUCUACCGCGACCACGAAAAGUGUUAGCCUUGGCCGAAGCAACCGCACUUGCAUGGCAAAGAGUCCACCACACCCACCCACAAACGGACCAAGGGGCUGCCGCACAAAGCAGUGCUACUGCCACUGCCGUGACACGGCAGCAGCAGCACUACAACACGGCAAAUGCCGUGACUGCUAUGGGGAUCGCCCAAGAGGGCGCACGGAACGAGCCUGCCGAGCCGAGACGGAGAUGCUAUGUCGAUGCUGGAUUCAUGCCAGCUACAGGAAGGGCUACGGUUGGCGCGGUUUUGUUCGACGAGGAAGGGGGAUAUGUAUCGGCAUUCAGUGCACCCUUGUCAGAUUGUCUGUCCCCGCUUAUGGCUGAAGCAAUAGCAUGUAAGGAAGCCUUGUCUUGGUUAUGGAAUCGUGGAGAGCGCUCAGUACACAUACUCACGGAUUGUUUGACCCUGCAACAGUAUUUGACAAAUCAAGCUAUCACUGUUCGGACUUACGUUGGCUAUGCCAUUGAUGCUUGUAGAGCAUGCAUUAUUUCUUUUGAUUAUUGUUCAGUUAAUUUUAUUCCUAGAUCAGAGAACUAUUUAGCACAUAGUCUAGCGGCUACUGCAUUUAAUUCUUCUACGAUUAUGUAUUCGGACGAUGUCCCUCCAGACUCUAUUUCUGAGUACCUUUAA
Ipomoea nil (Japanese morning glory) is the source of this 2574-nucleotide messenger RNA. RefSeq lists its product as uncharacterized. The transcript has a single exon. NCBI's taxonomy places the organism in Eukaryota, Viridiplantae, Streptophyta, Magnoliopsida, Solanales, Convolvulaceae. The record is from RefSeq and is a predicted model, not a curated record. Bases 1 to 2574 code for a protein of 857 amino acids. Gene Ontology annotation, molecular function: RNA-DNA hybrid ribonuclease activity; nucleic acid binding.